AUGAUGAUAAGUGAAUUUGAGAUGAGCUUGGUUGGUGAGUUAAACUACUUCCUUGGACUUCAAGUGAAACAAGAAAAUGAUGGCAUUUUCAUCUCUCAAACAAAGUAUGCCAAGAAUUUAGCGAAGAAGUUUGGUCUCGAGGGUUCAAAAGCUGCUAGAGCUCCAAUGAGCACAUGUGCCAAAAUUCACAAGGACUCAAGUGGCAAGGAUGUUAAUCAAACUCUAUAUAGAAGCAUGAUUAGAAGCUUACUCUACCUGACUGCCAGCAGACCUGACAUCACAUUUGCUAUUAAGGUAUGUGCACGAUUUCAAAACUGUCUCAAGGAGUCUUAUUUACAAGCAGUCAAAACGAUUAUCAAGUAUGUGUAUUGCGCCAUUGAUUAUGGACUUCAAUAUACUCAUGACACCAACACAAACUUGGUUGGGUUCAGUGAUGCUGAUUGGGCUAAGUGA
Malus domestica (apple) is the source of this 453-nucleotide messenger RNA. RefSeq lists its product as uncharacterized. The record is from RefSeq and is a predicted model, not a curated record. Lineage: Eukaryota; Viridiplantae; Streptophyta; Magnoliopsida; Rosales; Rosaceae.